This is a messenger RNA of Orbicella faveolata, 3432 nucleotides long. Its product is annotated as homeobox protein OTX2-like. The record is from RefSeq and is a predicted model, not a curated record. Gene Ontology annotation, molecular function: DNA-binding transcription factor activity, RNA polymerase II-specific; RNA polymerase II cis-regulatory region sequence-specific DNA binding. Gene Ontology annotation, biological process: regulation of transcription by RNA polymerase II. Gene Ontology annotation, cellular component: nucleus. Lineage: Eukaryota; Metazoa; Cnidaria; Anthozoa; Scleractinia; Merulinidae.
AUUCUUUAUAUUUACUCAAUUCAUAUAAACAAAUUCGCCAUCAUUUAAAGUCACUGUACUUUUUAUUUGUCUGUUUUAUAAACUGGUCUCUUUUAGGGGUCUGCAUAAGCUUCGGCCACGCCCAGAUUGGUCUCUUUUAGGGGUUAAAUUCAAAAUUUCCGACGAGCAUCCCCGUCCGCUCCAUAUAGGAGUCCUCCCUCCCCCCGGGCAUUUCUGCUGCAGAAUUUCUUUUUCAAUCCAGAUUUUCGCACACAGGUAUAAUCGAGCAAGUGUAAAAUUGAUGCUUACCGAUUGCUUUAUAAUAUAUUAAGCUUGUACAAUGAUCUGUUUUCCAUACUUAGCAAUAAGAUUGAAACCUAGAUUUUAACUACGCUGAUGAUAAUGAUAUUACUUCUACCAGGAACUUUACGUGAAUUCGCUUUAAAUUGCUAUAAACUAAUUGUACACGAUGGAGUUAAAAAGAUCACGAAAACCUCCGAGAUUCUCUGAUGUUUUGACCCAGUGAAUACUUAAAAGAGGAAAUGUUGUGGACCAGAAACAAGCUUUCGUGGUUGCAUGAAGUAAGGUAUGAGCGGAUUAGCCUCUACAAACCGAUGAAGCUUUCCUUUCAUUGCUAAAAUAUCGUCUUAUUCUUUGUCAGCGGGUGUUAAUCAAGACCACACAGUAAUAUACAAUGUUUAUUACAUACAUACAUACAUACGUAUACAUACAACCUUUAUUUAUACAAAACUUAAGGUAAAGAUAAGGUAAAUUAAACUAAAUUAAGGUAAAGAUAUUUCUUAGGUCAUCCAUUUGGACCUCGAGAGAAUUGAUCUUUCAUGAUUGAGGUCUCCCCGGACAUCUUUCUUUAGUUUGGUGGUUCUCAAGCAUCUACUAAAAACGAUGGGCUAGUUUAUAAAAACUGUUCGUGGAAGAAGUGCUGCUCAGAGAGUGUUUCUUUACAGUAACGAUAGCAGUGUUCUAAACUCACAGCUAGAUUUUAAUUGGGGUGACUGUAAGGUUGCAUUGACAAUCAUGGGACAAGCCAUUUGCUUGUGACAGGUUUGCUCGCGAAAUUAAAACCAUUUAGCUAGACCCCUGCCGCUUAACCUUGGCAAUGGCCCUCAGUCCUCAGAUGGUUUCGUUUUAAUCCAUUUGUCGCUUCUUUCCGUUGACAAAGAGUGUUUCCUCGAUUAUGUUUAAAACUCUGAGUCAAACCGCGAGUCGGUAUUUAAGUGUUCUGACGUUUCUUCUAACAGUAAACCGCAGGUGUGUGACCAUUCAAGUAAAGCUAUUGAGCAGUAUUUUAAUGAAGAAUUCAUAAGCCAACGCCUAUAGUUGGAAGAAGGAAGUAAUAAGGAUUUCGAUAAAUGAGGUUAUAAUCAUUGAGAUCAAGAUAAUAAACUUUGCCUGGCAAUCUGUCACAUACGACUUGCUUUGUGUUUACAACCGGCCGGCACGGGUCAUGAGAAGCACUCCUAUACCGCGUGAUUUCGGUUCAAAAAUGUGAUAAACGCCUGGAAAACGUUUUUGACUAAGCACUGUCAAAGGAAAAUAAUUUGCAAGAAUGAAGGUCAUUUUAAUGGUGAAAACAACUUGAAUUAAUUCCAGCAACCUCGACUGGAAUUUAUGGUCAUGUCGUCAGUUGUAGAGUUGCGCUAAAACUUCCUGAGUUUUCUGACGUAGUGCAGUAAGUUCGAAGUGGGUGCUAAAUAUAGCCUUGAUUCACACCUUAAAUGCUGAACACGCGGUUUACCUGUAAGCACGAAUACUCAUUAUUGAAACCCAUCGGCAAAGAAAACAAAGAAACGCCAUAGCUAUAACCUGAGCAGAUAUAAAACUACCAAAGUCUCGUCUUUAAGGCUUCAGGCAGAGACUGAUUCAAGAGCCCGUUUGAGAAGGCAAAGGAUUGCUUUAGUUUUAUUAGGAAUAGAUACGUGUUUUUACCACAGCUUACAGCCAACAAGACACUUCCUUCAGGAAAAUGACCAUGAUAAUGGACACUGCCGGACAAGACAAGCAAGCAGAAAUGAAUGGUAUUUUCGGACGCCUGCCACCUUGUGCAAUGAAUGGGUACAACUAUGGACCUCCACCUGGCAUGGAUUUCUACGAUCCUGCUGAAGCCUCGAUGUAUGGUCCUCCAAGAAAACAGCGCCGAGAGCGAACAACAUACACCAAAGCUCAGCUUGAAAUUUUGGACGAGCUCUUCACCAAGACAAAAUAUCCUGACAUCUUCAUGAGAGAGGAGGUUGCCAUGAAAAUCAAUCUACCAGAAAGCAGAGUGCAGGUGUGGUUUAAAAACAGAAGAGCGAAGUUUCGACAGCAGAACAAGCAACAACAAGGCACUCAAAGCAAGCCCAAGCCAGCAGUAGCCAAGAGAAAAUCGCCAGCACCGGCCAUACAACAGGCACAAGAACCUGCAGCUAAGAGUACUGUCCAAGUUCCUCCGCAACAAUUCAGCAACUUCAGCUUGAAUGGAACCACUUGGCCGCCAAAUAAACACAACAUUCAAGAAAUGGCAAACUUCCACAGACAAGCCAACUACCAGAAGUUUAUCAAUAACGGUAUAAAUGGAUUUUCGUCGAAUAACUUUAACACAACGUCUUCGCAGCCUCACUUUCACCCCAGUCAUGAACAAUAUUUUUCUUACAUGGCAAACAAUGGUCCGGUAACAAACGAGUUGUCGAGGAACAGAAUAGUCGACUCAUCCGUUAUGAUGUGUUAAAGAUACGUUCAGAUGAACUUACCGAUACAUCUGUAACUAUAGAAAUCUUUUACAAAGUUGAGGAUAAGUCUACGAAGUAUUAACUGUAUAUAUGACAUAGUUACAAACUGAAAAAGAAUAGCAUCGCUUUUAAUGUAUUUUUAACCGGCUAGAAAAACAGGUUCCACUUUUGCCAAAAUUUGUCAAAGAAACCAGACAGGUUUUCCAUUUCGCUUUUGACCAGUUAAGAAGUACAUAUAAAUAGAGGUAAAUAUUUUUGACGAAAACCGUAACUUUCAUCAAUUAUCGAACAGGUUUUUAUAUUAAUCGAACAAAAGCUCUUGUUUACGCUACAAUUCGCGCUAGUAUUGCAUGUGGUUGCAGACAGCUUUAGAGGACUGAUUCCAAGUACGGUAAUUCAUCAUAUGAACUCUCUCAUCGUGAAUUAAACUGACUCUUUCGGGAUUGACAAUAUUAUUCGGGACAUUGACUCCUGUAUGAGAUUGGCGUUAUAUCUAGUCGUAGCUAUAAGUGAAGGAACAAUUUAAGCCAUUAGCUUGUCCAGUGUAAACACUUUCUACCUUUUCACGAUCGACGUCACAUACUGUAAAUAGCUCACUUCAUAAUUAACAGCAAAAACGUAUGUAAAGAACAAACUUAGACCAUCACUGGACUAUAUGUUUUAUUGAGGAUAGGUAUUUGAUAUUAUUUGAGGCUUGGAAAACAAAUAAAGGGUUGUGUUUUUCCUA